AUGACCGUCAUUAUGGACAAAUUGCCGUCCAUUAAGAGCCUUUACAACUCCUACUACGCACUGUCGCCGCCAGUCUCAACAGAGACACCAACAGUCGACUCUGCACCUAUCACUCACAAUAAAGAGCCCUCGAGCGAGGACCGAAUCCGUGUUCCUUGUCCGAUCCCACCACGAGAUUCGAACCUCGAUAUGGAAGCAAAUCAAGUUGAGCCUGAACAGUGCGGGUUCAUUCCUCUGUAUGACGGUUGCAAUGCUCCCCGUACGAAAUUUGAGGAGGGCAAGGGCCAUCCGGUUCGUGGAUACUGCGAUCACCAUGUGCCAUGGUCAUUGGAACCGGUUGAUGGCAGUGAGCCACAGGAUGUCGGCGCAAAUGGCAUCGAUGGCGCAGUCCUUGAGCACGGAAAGAACACCGGCGCAGACGAAACCCCGUUGCCGACACCAUCUGCGAACACUGCUCCCGACGGUGAGGACGCAUCGCGGGCGGAUGACUACGGGCCUUGGGGCGAGCCUAUCACUUUCGCUGAUUUCACGUAUCUCACGCUGCUAAGCCUUGUCAAAGACAGCGAGCACUGGGUGCCGAAUGAUGUUUCUGCGUCUGCGUCACAGACUUUGACCUGGAACGACAUCGAGAAUGCCGAUUUGGAAAAGUUCUCUGGAGACGAGAGGGGAUUCGUCACCUCCGAGCCUGACGCACUAUAUACGCCUUGUGUAUAUGCGCCAUCUCUUCAUGAACCGUCUCUGACCGCAUCCUUGGACCACGACGCCUCUUCUCAACGAUCUGAGGCUGCCGAGGUCUGCUCCUUGGUCUUGCUGUUGCUCAUCAUCUCGCUCACUUUGAGCUCUCUUUACAAGUACCUACAGCGCCGUGCCUCAGCAGCUGGAAUGCGCAGUCCUGCCAAGUCACGCAAGAGCGCCAAUGACGAUGGCAACAAUGUCGAGAAUCACCCUGCUUGCAGCUCCGGCAUGACUCUCGGCUUUGUCUCUGGCUCCUUACUGACUCUCUCAAUGUCACGAACUCACGACCAAGCCCUCGAGCGUGCUGGUAUCUGUGUCGGCACCGUCACACUCUCCUGGCUCAUUAUGAACACACUCGCUACCGUCAACGUGAUUGUGCACGAGCGACCUGCCUGGGCAGUCCGAAUUCUGGAUCACAUCAAGGCUUUCUUCGAUCAAGUCACGAAGAAAUCUCGCGCAGGAUAUGCUAAGAUCUGCAACGCCAUCUUGCGGCUCGCCUGGCAUUGCGCAUUUGCAAUCAUGCUUAUGGCUUUCAUCAUGCUUCUGCUCGCGAAUGCUACGAUGAAGUCUCUCCCAGAGACGACAGGUGAGGAGAAGGCGUCGAAUCAGGGAUCCAGUGCUGCACAGAAGAAGCAAGGCGAAGAGAAUGACGAUGCUAAGCACAAGGCAUGGACGAAGCCAUGCACACUCGAGGAGCUUGAUCCACCCAAGAUCAAUCCUUGGCUUAAGCGCGCCGAAGAGCAGCGAGCUAAGAUUGCAUCGGCUUCUCGUGCAUGGGAGUCAUCGUCUGACGAACCGAAGGCCAAGUCAGCUUCCGAGGCCGACGAACGUCUACCAGCGAGAUUCAUCUGGAGAUCGCAAAAAGAGCGCUUGAUGAAAAAAGUGAGAUAUCAGCUUUUGCUUAAAAUUGUGCGUUUUGCGUUUGAUAGAAUAUACGGGCAUAGACACAGACACGUACAGUCUCUCAUAGCAGCACUCAAAGGGGAGUUCUACAAUCAGCUACAUCAUUUUCCACGACGUCUCGAGACGGAAUUCGGGAGUCAAACCCAUACUGUCAGUGCAUCACAGCACUUCUCCCUCUCUCUUUCUCCAACUACACACAUCCGCUUCAUUUUCCAAACCCCCCCAAAAAUCCUACCUUCAUCGUUAGCAUGUCUCGCCAGCGCAGCACCCCUCGAUCGGCAAACGGAGGAGGAGGAGGAGGAGUACCAGGUAGGAUUCAGUGCCAAUCUCAAUGCCGGAGGUCUGCUGGCUGCCGCUGCACAGGGUGACUUCAAUGCUGCUGCCGAAGUAGCUAACUAUGGUUUCAACGCUGUUGGAGAUGCUGCUGACUAUAAGCUCAGUAGGAGCAGCAGCAAGGCGCUUAGACUGCUAAAGGCCAGUAGACUCAACAGGAUGCUUAGCACUAGGGUCCAUACGGAGGCUUCGGUCAAGGCUCAGCAGAUCGUCUUGGUGAUCAACAACUGA
Molecule: messenger RNA, 2202 nt
Organism: Pseudocercospora fijiensis CIRAD86
Lineage: Eukaryota; Fungi; Ascomycota; Dothideomycetes; Mycosphaerellales; Mycosphaerellaceae
Exons: 6
Coding region: 1-2202 (733 amino acids)
Source: RefSeq, a predicted model, not a curated record